AUGGAUUUCAUCAAGACCAGUUCCCCGCGUGCUCUGAGUGAGUUAACUCUCCAACGCAAUUGGAUUGGCAUCAUUUGGAUGAGUAGAAGUGAAGAUAUGAUCAAAUUAGUGAAGACUGGUCCAGACGGCCUUAUCGAGCAUUUGCAUCCUAAGCCGCGCACACCGGCCGAUCGUGGAACGAACGUACCGCGAUCGUCCCGCGCACAUAUCCGCAUCUCGUCAAGUCCACGGCCGAGCUCACGUCCCGACCCGGAAAGCAACGCCCUACGGUCGAGCCGUUCCUUACCUCGCCACCACAAGCCGUGCACGACUGCGCCGCGCGAACAUGAAGGCAACAGCUGCGCGGCACAACCCGUGAACCGCGGCCGACCCAUCCGCGCGAACAGGAGGGCAUCAUCCCGCGACCGGUCAAGAUUCAUCGGCCAAAACUUAUCCAUCCGUCUGACCCCGUCGGCCGAACACGAAAACUAUCGGCCACGAUCGUUCCGACCGUCUUUUGGAGCAUUCUGGAGCAUAUGGGACAUAGGAGCAUGGAGGGACUUGGCACAUGGAAGCAGCUCAACUGGAUACGCAAAGGAAGAAGGGAGAAGCCAUCUUGAAGACCAGCUCGACCGUCUACUCGACCAACCGGUCGAGUUCCUCAACUCGACCGGCCAAGCUUCAACUCGAUCGAGCUGA
This is a messenger RNA of Microthlaspi erraticum, 678 nucleotides long. NCBI's taxonomy places the organism in Eukaryota, Viridiplantae, Streptophyta, Magnoliopsida, Brassicales, Brassicaceae. The record is from the annotation of a GenBank genome assembly.